Messenger RNA from Trifolium pratense (red clover), 3653 nucleotides. Its product is annotated as pentatricopeptide repeat-containing protein At5g16860. Gene Ontology annotation, molecular function: protein binding; RNA binding; zinc ion binding. The coding region runs from base 176 to 2722 and encodes 848 amino acids. The transcript has 2 exons. The record is from RefSeq and is a predicted model, not a curated record. NCBI's taxonomy places the organism in Eukaryota, Viridiplantae, Streptophyta, Magnoliopsida, Fabales, Fabaceae. Gene Ontology annotation, biological process: RNA modification.
GAACUUAGGCCCUUAUUAUUGCUAUUAAAAAAACAAAAAAAAAAACCUUAUUACACAAAACAAAGACAAAAUUUGAUGAACCACGAGCCACUACAUCACUUCUUGCACUAUAUAGUUUUAACACACAGUUCUUGAUUAAUGCUUGGCGGCAUAAUCAUCAUCAUUUGAAAUUAGCAUGCUCUUACGUUUCCCUCCAUUCAACUCAAAACCACCACUUCACAUUCUCUUAUACCAUUCCACCACUACAACAACAAUUUCAAAACAACAAUGCAAAACCUUAAUCCAAACAAAACUACUUCAUCAACAAAACAUCGUACACGGUCAUAUCUUAAACUACACAAACAUAUCCAGCCUCAUUGCCAAUUACAUAUCCUUCAAUUCCACAAAAAACGCCAUUUUACUUCUAGAAAAAAACAUCACACCAUCUGAUUCAUCAGUUUACUGGUGGAACCAAUUAAUAAGACAUGCACUUCACUUAAAUUUACCUCAUGUUGUUUUACGACUUUUCUGUCGUAUGAAAAAACUUAACUGGGUUCCUGAUCAUUAUACAUACCCUUUUGUUUUUAAAGCUUGUGGCGAAAUUUCGAAUUUUGAACUCGGUGGUUCGAUUCAUGGGUCUGUUUUACGAUCGGGUUUUGAUUCUAAUGUGUUUGUUUGUAAUGCGGUGGUGUCAAUGUAUGGGAAAUGUAAGGCGGUUGUUGACGCACGGAAGGUGUUUGAUGAAUUGUGUCAUAGAGGGAUUUGUGAUUCGGUGUCGUGGAAUUCGAUUGUUUCUGUUUAUUCGCAUUGUUUUGUUCCGAAUGUUGCGGUUUCACUUUUUAGGGAAAUGACGAUGGGUCAUGGGUUGUUGCCGGAGGCUGUUGGUGUUGUUAAUAUACUUCCUGUUUGUGGUUUUCUUGGUUUAGGGUUACAUGGGAAACAGGUUCAUUGUUUUUGUGUUAGAACUGGGUUGGUUGAUGAUGUUUUUGUUGGGAAUGCUUUGGUUGAUAUGUAUGCAAAAUGUGGGAAAAUGAGGGAUGCUGAUAAGGUUUUUGAGAGGAUGAGGUUUAAGGAUGUUGUUACUUGGAAUGCUAUGGUUACUGGGUAUUCUCAAAAUGGUAGAUUUGAGGAUGCUCUUUCUUUGUUUGGGAAAAUGAGGGAAGAGAAAAUUGAGUUGGAUGUUGUUACUUGGAGUUCUGUUAUUGCUGGGUAUGCUCAGAAAGGGUUCGGUUGUGAAGCAAUGGACGUGUUCAGGGAAAUGUGUGGAUGUGGUUGUCGUCCUAAUGUGGUUACUCUCGUUUCAUUGCUUUCUGGUUGUGCGUCAGUUGGAGCAUUGCUUCAUGGGAAAGAAACUCACUGUUAUGCAAUUAAAUUUAUUCUCAAGGAGGAGCAUGGUCAUGAUGAUUUGAUGGUUAUUAAUGCUCUAAUUGAUAUGUAUGCUAAAUGCAAGAGUUUAGAAGUAGCUCGUGUGAUGUUUGAUGAAAUAUGUCCCAAAGAUAGGGAUGUGGUAACUUGGACCGUGAUGAUCGGAGGGUAUGCUCAGCAUGGUGAUGCAAAUCAUGCCCUGCAACUUUUCUCUGAAAUGUUCAAAAUUGAUAACUGUAUAGUUCCUAAUGAUUUUACUAUAUCUUGUGUACUCAUGGCCUGUGCUCGUUUGGCAUCAUUGAGGUUUGGUAGGCAAAUACAUGCUUAUGUGUUGAGAAGAAGUCGUAUUGAUUCAGAUGUUCUGUUUGUGGCUAAUUGUCUCAUAGACAUGUAUUCUAAAUCUGGAGAUGUAGAUACUGCUCAACUUGUUUUUGACAACAUGUCGAAGAGAAAUGCUGUCUCUUGGACCUCAUUGCUCACAGGGUAUGGCAUGCAUGGACGCGGGGAAGAUGCUCUCCGUGUUUUUGGUGAGAUGAGGAAAGCGGCUCUAGUACCUGAUGGCAUAACAUUUCUAGUUGUGCUUUAUGCUUGUAGUCAUUCGGGAAUGGCGGAUCGUGGAAUCAAUUUGUUUUAUAGAAUGAGCAAGGAUUUUGGCAUUGAACCUGGAGCAGAGCAUUAUGCUUGUAUGGUUGAUCUUUUGGGUCGUGCUGGUCGUCUAGGUGAUGCUAUGAGACUCAUUAAUGAUAUGUCGAUGGAACCACCACCAGUAGUGUGGGUGGCCUUGCUUAGUGCUUGUAGGAUACACUCGAAUGUGGAACUUGGGGAAUUUGCAGCAAAAAAAUUGUCAGAAUUGGAGGCUGUUAAUGAUGGUACAUAUACAUUGCUUUCAAACAUAUAUGCCAAUGCUAGUCGCUGGAAAGAUGUGGCUAGGAUUAGAUAUUUGAUGAAACGUACUGGAAUCAAGAAAAGACCUGGUUGCAGCUGGGUCCAAGGAAAGAAAGGCACGGAAACCUUCUAUGUAGGAGACAGAACUCACUCACAAUCUCAGCAGAUAUAUGAAACACUUGCAGAUCUGAUUCAGCGCAUUAAGGCCAUUGGGUAUGUUCCACAAACAACCUUUGCUCUUCAUGAUGUGGAUGAUGAAGAAAAAGAUGACCUGCUUUUUGAACAUAGUGAAAAGUUGGCUCUUGCCUAUGCCAUCCUAACACUACCUCCAGGUGCACCUAUUCGUAUCACUAAGAAUUUACGUAUUUGCGGUGAUUGCCAUAGUGCCAUUACCUACAUAUCCACGAUCGUUGAACAUGAGAUCAUACUUAGAGACUCAAGUCGUUUCCAUCAUUUCAAAAAUGGAUCCUGCUCGUGCAAAGGGUACUGGUGAAAGUACCAGUAGACCGUUUCAUUCGGUAUAUAGCUUUUUGCUAUGGAAUAUGUAAUUAUCUUCUUUGACUACACAUCACAUAUUUACAGCUACGUUGUGAUUGGAUUGAGAACAUUUGAACAGCUGUUUCAUGGGAAUCUGCUGAUAGCAAAUGAUUUAUUUCGUUGAACAUGCCUACUUUUGUUGAACGCAGUCUGUUGGUGACUUCACCGACAUAUGCUUGUGUCACGCUCACAGUAAAGCCCACUGCACUUGUUUACUACACUUCAGGAAUUGGAAUACCACAAUUAUUGUGCUUGGUGCUAUUCAAGGACUAACUUAUCUACUUGUGGGACUAGAGAUUCAGGUACCUCAUAGGCUUGUAUUUUUAAAGAAGAUUUGUUGCCAGAUGAUUGAGCUGAUAUAUACUGCAUUUCUUACUACAAUUGGAGUAUGAAGUAAAUCUAGGUUAUGUGACCUAUUUGUUAACAGUGGAAUAUUAAGAAUUUUUUAUGAACCAAAAGAGAAAAAUAGGACCUGGAGCCUCCGAAGUUUUCAAUUUUGCAUUUGUGCAAGUUCGCUUAAAGAGAUGUGCUAUUUUAACCUCGUAAGAGCUUAACAACUGCAGUAAGCUGUGAAUUCUUGUUUAAAUUAACUAAAUCAAGCUUUUAAAAAAAAUAUAUAGAAAGAACUACCUAGAAGAAGUGAGACUCGUGGUUUUUUCAUUGUACAAUAAUCUUCAGCAUUAAUAAAUUGUAGACUAGCAUGGAGGCACCAACCAGUACAACUGUACCGUCAUUUUAGUUUUUGCUGAACAAUUAAGAUGUUAAUGCUUAAGAAUUAGGAGUUCUAAGCUUAUAAAAGAGGAUGACUAGCUCUGUUAUUGAGGUACAUUCCUCUGUUGUGUGUAUAUAAUAUUAUUGCUGUCAAAGGAAUGAUAGAUAUGGUUUCA